Molecule: messenger RNA, 810 nt
Organism: Bufo bufo (common toad)
Lineage: Eukaryota; Metazoa; Chordata; Amphibia; Anura; Bufonidae
Exons: 3
Coding region: 1-810 (269 amino acids)
Source: RefSeq, a predicted model, not a curated record
AUGCCAGCAAACAACAGCAGGGUCUGGUUAUCUGAGGAACUAUCUACGUUCUUAGCAAUCAUCGGCGAUGGCGUUAUUCAGAGUGAGCUUGAUGGAUCAGUGAGAAAUGAAAAGGUCUAUAAAGAUAUUUCGCAGCGGAUGGCAGCCGAGGGAUUUGAACGGACGUCGGGCCAGUGUAGGGCAAAGCUUAAAAAGCUUAAAGCACAAUAUAAAAAAAUUAAGGACGCCAACAGCCGUAGUGGAAACUGUCCAACUGCUUGGAGGUGGUACGACGCCAUGGACGCCAUUUACGGUCAUCGGCCAGCAAACCAAGGCAGGGAGGGAGGUCUGGACUCUGCAACUGUAAUUCUCGAAUCCAUGGUAGACCCCUUUGAAACAGUUGAUGUACUCUCCACUGAUGCAUCAAACUUAUCAGAAGAUGGACCUUCAAUGUCUUUCAGCAGCAACAGCAGCAGUAUUUCCUCAAGCCAACCACAGAGUAGCCAACCACAGAGUAGCCAACUACAGAGUACUCCCAAUGCACCAAGGCACAAUGGUGAAAGGAGAAGGUUACAGUUGGAUCUGCGCACAGUCAUGGAGGAUAUGCGGGCAGCAGAAGAAAGGCAGCUGGAAAGAAUGGAUAACCUUUCUGAGAGGCGGUUUCAAGCAGUACGUCAGGAUGCACAGGAAGCUAUGCGCCAGGAGGCAGAAAUUGCCCGGCAGCAGAUGGAGCAGUUGGCUACCUUCAACCAGGCCUUCCUCGGUGUCCUUGGUCAGCUUGUUCAAGUGAUUGGAGCCAAUCGUCAACCCAGGUCACCACCCAGACAUUAG